Molecule: messenger RNA, 780 nt
Organism: Eremomyces bilateralis CBS 781.70
Lineage: Eukaryota; Fungi; Ascomycota; Dothideomycetes; Eremomycetales; Eremomycetaceae
Product: ARP2/3 complex, 21 kDa p21-Arc subunit
Exons: 5
Coding region: 108-671 (187 amino acids)
Biological process (GO): regulation of actin filament polymerization; Arp2/3 complex-mediated actin nucleation
Cellular component (GO): cytoskeleton; Arp2/3 protein complex
Molecular function (GO): actin filament binding
Source: RefSeq, a predicted model, not a curated record
CUGUCGUCUUGAUAUUGAAGCUAUUCUACCUACUACACCAAACCACAGACUGGUUGUGGACUUCGUAUGUGGAAAUCUAGUCUGCCCAUGAUAUAAACAUCCUCACAAUGCCUGCCUAUCACUCCGUCUUCCUCGACGAGCCGAACCAACAGCUCAUCGGCAACUUCGCCCUCCUCCCCCUCCGCACUCGCACCCGCGGUCCCGCCCUCCAGCUCCCCGCCCUCCCCCCGAACGUCACCGAAGUGGACGCCUCCCACGAGUCCUACGACCCGCUCGACGAGAUCCUCUCGCUUUUCCGCGCGAACACGUUCUUCCGCAACUUCGAGAUCAAGGGGCCCGCGGACCGGGUGCUGAUUUAUGGGAUUCUGUUCGUGAGCGAGGCGCUGGGGAAGAUCAGGUCGGGGAUGAGUCGGCGGGAAGCGGAGAAGUCGGUCAUGAACACCGCCCUCGACACCAACUUCUCCAUCCCAGGCGACGCCAGCUUCCCGCUAAACCAAGCCUUCGAACCGCCACGAGAUCGCAACGAGGCGGAGGUGCUACGGCAGUAUAUCUCACAGAUGCGACAAGAGCUUGCGGUGAGGUUACUAGCGAAGGUAUACGCUGACGGAGAUACGCCGUCAAAGUGGUGGUUGAGUUUCACGAAACGGAAGUUUAUGGGGAAAUCGCUCUGAGCGACGAUAGCUGUUGAUGAGGUUCAAUGAAUAUGUAUUGGCAUUCGAACGUUUACGGGGCUUACUACUUGUGUCGCCUUUUUUUUUUUAAGUCUAUUCUAUCGCCGAC